AUGGAUACAAUAAUUCAUCGUCUUUUUCAAAAUCUUUAUAUUGUUAUAAUAUCCAUUAUGUCGAUGUUUAAUGUUCCAUUAAUCUAUAUGAUUGAUACAAAUGAUGAACAUAAUAUGAAUGAUCAUGAUGAAAACACAAUAAAUGAAUCCACGGAUAAAUAUUCUGAAACAGUUACUGAAAUACCAUUUGAUCCAGCUGUACAGGCUGGAAGCCUACAAACAGAUAUGCGCAUUGUACACACUCAUAAUCAAAAUAAUGUGAGAUUUGGACAAACUCAACCUUGUCAUUCAGUCGAACUAUUAUUUCUUAAGAUUCAGAAAUUGAUCAAUGGAAGAUAUUUUUGUAUAUUUCUUAUGUGUCUCGGUGUUUGUAUUUACUAUAAACAAUAUAAUCCGAACAUCGUAUUAUCAAGUAAUGAAUGUUUACAAAUACAUGACAAGCUAAUGCUUAUGGCAUUAAAUAAUACUUAUCAAGAUUUUAUCAUGAAAGAAGAAAAUGUUAUUAUUAAUGAUAAAAUCAAUAGUUCUGUAAAAGAUAAUAAGUCAAAUGUCAAAGACAUAUUAAAGACAAUAUCUGGAAUAACAAUAGUCGAUAAUUUAACAUGUACAUUAUAUGAUGCAUUUUUAUAUGGUUUUACUCCACCGUUUUGUUGGAAAGAUGAUAUCAAAAAUUUUACUCCAGCUGGACCACCAGAUGAUAUACAUUCAUUUUAUGAUAGUAAUGAAAAGAAUCCAAUGAAUAUUGUUAAGAAUAGUAUUGAUACUGUCAAAAAAGCAGAUAAAUUAUUAUCAUGUUUGAAAAAAAUCUUUAAUGAUAUUCUUAAUAAAGAACAAUCACGUCAAAAAUGUCUUAUAAAUGAACAAGUUAUCUCAAAAACUGUACCGAUAGAUGUAUUAUCUGAUCAGAUAUCUCAAGAUGGAGAAAAUACUAUUAAUGAAGAUAAAGUCGAUCAUGAAGAACUGAUAC
Rotaria sordida is the source of this 967-nucleotide messenger RNA. Lineage: Eukaryota; Metazoa; Rotifera; Eurotatoria; Philodinida; Philodinidae. The record is from the annotation of a GenBank genome assembly.